CACGCUCGUCUCUCCAGGACGCGUGGGGUGCUUUCGCUGUCGCUUAUAAGCUUAUGCUGCGCACCCCUUUCUUUCUCUCUCCCUCCCCUCCCUUCACUGUUGCAUGCAGCAGCUCUGGCCUCUUUCCCUGCUGCCAUGGCAGAGCCGUGAGCUUCGAUUUCUAGGGUUUCGGAAAAGGCUCGAAUCAUCAGAGCUUUGUGCUUGUGUUGAUUCCUUGUCUAUCUCUUCUCUUUUGGGUCUUUUCAUUCAAUACUUUUCCUUGUUCUACAUCAUCUCUCUUUUUUUUCUCUCUCUCUACGUUUUUGGUUAUCCCUUUUGUACAGUAGCAGUUCGUCAUUGUGUGUGGAGAGGAGAGAUGUAGAGGUGAAGUUUGUGUCUCAGACACUACUGUCUCGUACUGUGAGUCUGGUCGUCGUUUUUGCAGCUGUUUACUGUGCAGUUGCUUUCUCUUCAGACUUUUGCGUUUCGUCAGGGACUUUCACUGGUCUCUUGUAUUUUCGGAUGUUGCUUGUGCUAAUGAUUGUACGGCAUUGAGAAUCUGGAUGCGAUUUUGGAGAUAAUUUUGAGUGUGUUUGUGGAGAUGGAAAUUGGAGGAGGAUUUAGGCAUUGUGCUAAACAUUUUUCGGAGCUUGUGUAGAAAAAUUGGGCCUAUUUUUGAAUGUGGAUUCUAUGCUGGUUUUUUUGCUUUGUAGAUUUGAGAAGAGAAGCUAGGGUUUAAGAUCAUUCGUAUUUUGGCUCGGAGAUGAACGAUACUACAGGAAAAGCGGUCUCCUCUUUAGCUAUUGCAGAGAAGCGGCCUCAAAGGCCUGGUGGUUGUGUAGGCAUUUUCUUUAAGCUCUUCGACUGGAACCGAAGGUUCGCCAAGAAGAAGCUCUUCUCUAAGAAAUUGCUCCCCGCAGCUCGUGCAAAACAUGCUUCAAAGAAGUUUGGCGAUGAGAAGAUGCCCAUGGCUAAGCAUCAUCUGAUUGCUGAUGAGAACACUGGCGGGUUCCCGAAUGUGAAGAAAAGUGGGAACCGUAAUGCAGAUACUAUGGAGCAAAAGCAUGAAAUGGGAGCUCCGAGCUUGGUUGCUAGGUUAAUGGGUCUUGAAUCAAUGCCUAGUGUGCAACGAAGUAAGCCCAGGACAGCUUCAAUUUCUGAAAUUUGUAAUGAUAGAGAAGAGAAAUUUGUGAAUAAUCAUAGUGGGUUUGAUAAGGAAGACUUGAAUUUGGAGAAAGGAAUUACGAAACAUGAAUCGAGGCCUCAGAAGCUUCAGAAGACAGCUUUAACUGAGAGGCGAGCAGUGGGCAGAUUUGGUGCAGAGGCAUUGCAAUUCAAAACCAUCUUGUCACGAUCCAAAAAGCAUCACCACCACCCAAAGCUUGCUUCUCCUGCAAAGAGUCCAAGGAUUUUGUCUGGGAGCCGGACGAAUACAUCUCGGCUAAUUGAUGCUGCCACUAAAAUUCUGGAACCCAGUUUGCAAGCCACAAAUAGAGCCAAAUCUGCAAUUACUUAUUCGAAUUCUAUCCUACAUCCUGUGAAGGGUGAGGUCAUGAAGGAGAAUACAACAGAUCUGUCACUGGAUCCGUCAAAACAAUUUGGCUAUUGUGCCAGUGCGUCCAAGCCUUUGAAGGGACAAUCUUCUUGCAAAAAUUGUGGUAAUUUUCUAGAUGUUGUGGAUGUAAGAUCGAGUGUCGUGGAGCAGGCACCUGUAUUUGCUUCAUCUACUGCACAUUUGGCUAGUGGCCCUUUUCAAGAGUCAGAUAGAAGUAAUGCAAGACUGCCCAUUCCAUCAUCAAUCAAGCCAGAAAGAAUUGUGGUUCUCAAGAAAAUUCCUGACCAACAUGCAUCUCUUGCUUCUCAAGCAAAUGAAAACAUGCAAGCCCGUAGUGAACCAUUUAGGGAUGGAAAACCUAUUUCUGGAGAAGGCAAAGAUCAGUGGCAUCUGGCCAGCCAACAGUGCAAACCUCAAAAAGAUGUGUCAUCUCCUGUUGCCUUCAGGCAUAGCACUCUAACACAAAAUCAAAUGUCAAUUAGCAGGGACAGAACCCCACCAAGGGCCAAAUUAAAUGAUCUGCAAAGCAGGAGAAUUGCAUCUCCUGUAAAUGCUGUAAGUGGGGCCAAAGACUACAUUUCUCUGAACCGAAGUUUGAGUGGCCAUACCCGACCAAGAAUGGCUAUGAAGGUGGAUAAUAAUACCAAGUUUGGCACAGAUGGAAAUACUUGUUACAGGCAAGAUGAUUCCUUAUCACAACCAAGGACCCCAGUACGGAAGAGGAGGACUAUGAACGUUGGUAGGCAAGUAGAUAAUGCAAGUUUUCUGAAUUCUACGUCAGUAAAUCAAGGAAAUGUGCGAUGUAAUAUGAGCACUAGAAAAGGGUUGCCUAAGAACCAAACCUGUGUCAAGAAUGCAGUGGCCAGCCUAAGAGAAAGUGAUGGGGCCCAUGUCAAUAAGGAAAUUGAUGUUAUUAGUUUCACAUUUAAUUCCCCGAUGAGGAACAAAACUGGAAUGCUUGCCGAAAUGGGAGAGAAAAGAAGGGAUCAAAGUGAUGUUAUCUGUAAUAGUACUUCUCGGCCGAGAAAGUUAAUAUUGGAUGAAGAUAAUGGAAAGAAAGCUUUUCAAAAAUCGUUUCCUUUGAGAGUAGAUGCUUUAGGUGCCUUUCUUGGAAAAAAAUUGAAGGAAUUAGCUUCUGCAGAAGAGGAUGAGUUGUCAGCUGGAGGUACUCCAACUAAGAGAUGCCCUGCUAUGAUUCUCCAAGAGUUAAUAUCUGCUUUAACUGAAGAGAAGCCUGUUUCUCAGUAUGAUGGAGCAGUUAGAAUUAACCAGAAUGAUAAUUUGACCUACUGUAACAAGGAUCCGUCUGAUCACGUAUGCUCAAAUGGCCACAUGUCAAAGAAGAAUGUUACUUUCCAGGCCAAAGCAAAGACAGAAGGGACUUCAUUUACAGUUUCACAUGAUGGUGAUCAUCAAAGCCCAGGAUCUGUUCUUGAGGCAUCAUUCUCGAAUGAAAGUUUCUCUAGCAGUCUGGAUGAUAGUUCAGGACACAAGCUUCACCCUGGAUCCAUUGAUUAUUCCUAUGAUCAGCCAGAGUCAUCAGAAGCUGAUACAGAUCUUUUGGAUUCAGCAACCUCGUUGAGCAAAUGGAGGACUGGUAGUGAGGCUGUAGCUGAUCUUGUCAACUAUAUUUCUAGCAUAGUACAUGCCAUCAAUCUGCCUGGUGCCAGAUUAGGUGGAAGCAAACUCACACAUGUGAAGGAGGUUAUCUUGAAUGCUGAACUGUUGUUUGGGAAUGCAGCUCUAGCAAAUUCAGAUGGAUGCAGGAGUUUUCUUGGCCACUUUCUAGUUGCCGAACUGGAAACUCUUACCUGUGCUACAUGGACAAAGUCAGAUAUUUUUCCUGGCUUUGAGGAUAACACCAAAGGCCGGAAUCAAGUUACAGGGUUCCUCUUUGACAGUGUGAUAGAAUAUUUAGACACAAAAUACUGCAUCCACGCUGAUUCAGGAUACAAGGCAUGGACUAGACUGCCAUGGUUGAUGAAUGGGGAGAAGUUGAUCAAGUUAGUUGUUGAGGAGAUUAGGAGAUGGGCAGAUUUAGCUGGGAGGAUUCCCGAUGAAAUAAUUGAGUGGGAGAUGAGUCACUCUUUGGGAAAAUGGACUGAUUUUGAGAUCGAGGGGUUUGAAACUGGGGCUGAAAUUGACAGUGACAUACUCCAGAUUUUGGUGGAUGAAAUCGUGGUAGAUCUUAAGGAGUGCAGCCUGAAUUCCUCAUACAUCUAAUACAGCCCCGCUACCACCAAUUCUGCAAGCGAUUUCUCUCACACCUGUUAAGUUGAAUCAAAGCUGAUCCUUCUCUUUUUGCUUUUUGUUCUUUUGUGUAAAUUGAUGCUAUUUAUUGACAGAAGCUAUAUUGGGUUUUGUAGAGAUGGACAUUGUAAUUACACCUCUGUUGGAUUUAACUUUCUUUUAAGGUA
Molecule: messenger RNA, 3951 nt
Organism: Vitis vinifera (wine grape)
Lineage: Eukaryota; Viridiplantae; Streptophyta; Magnoliopsida; Vitales; Vitaceae
Exons: 5
Coding region: 743-3757 (1004 amino acids)
Source: RefSeq, a predicted model, not a curated record